AUGGCAACAAAAACGAAUUAUUUUAUACCAAAAGUCCGGCCAUCUCGUCUCAAUUAUCUUGGAUUACUAUUUUCAUUGAUUGGAUUUGUACUGGUGAUCCUCUGUUUGAGUGGAGGUCAUUCCAAGGCUGGUCAAAGUUUACAUUUUCUCAAGAUCACUGACAAUCCACCAAGCCAAUUAGCUGUCACAUAUGGAUGGAGAGGUUAUUGUAUUAAUGACAAGACAUGGCAAUGCAAAACAGACGACUCGAUGAUGGUGGUUCCAUUUGAUGUUGCUGUGAGUGAUAUGUUGAACGGAACAUAUCCAGAAUUAUUUGAGAAUGCGAUUCCCCAGGAUCCUGAUCUGAACCCCUUGGCUGGUCCAAACCCUCCUCACGAUCCCAAAAUCUUUGCUGCUGCUGUGCUGUGCCUGCUGUGUGGCGGAUCCGGACUGACUUUGGGAUUGCUUCGGACAAUGGGACGUGGAUUUGAGGACAAGCAUUAUGGUCGAGGAUUCUUGUGCUGUGCUGCUGCUGUACUUGCCCUGUUACUUGUGGCAGAGUGUUCUGUCAUGUACGCCAAUGCGGCAACUCAGCUGACACGCGAAUACCCUCAGCUUAUUGCAACACAGGGUCCAGGGCUCCCAAUGAUGGGGGUGGCGUUUGGAUCAUUUGUACUAGCUGGCUUCUGUUUUCUGCAGGGGUGCUUUAGUAAAGAAGAUAGUUAUCGUCCAAUUUAG
Messenger RNA from Phycomyces blakesleeanus NRRL 1555(-), 717 nucleotides. RefSeq lists its product as hypothetical. The coding region runs from base 1 to 717 and encodes 238 amino acids. The transcript is spliced from 2 exons. NCBI's taxonomy places the organism in Eukaryota, Fungi, Mucoromycota, Mucoromycetes, Mucorales, Phycomycetaceae. The record is from RefSeq and is a predicted model, not a curated record.